Molecule: messenger RNA, 1543 nt
Organism: Struthio camelus australis
Lineage: Eukaryota; Metazoa; Chordata; Aves; Struthioniformes; Struthionidae
Source: RefSeq, a predicted model, not a curated record
GAAGCUCGGGCCGACUGGAUGGAUAAGAUACGGCCGCAGAAGAGGGGGGACUUCAGACAGCAGGUUAACAGCUGGUGGAGUAGCCUGACUGAGGGCCAGCGGACUGUGACAGGUAUUAUAGCUGCAAAUGCAUUUGUAUUCUGUUUAUGGAGGCUGCCUGCUAUGCGACGGAUUAUGUUUACAUACUUCACCUCAGAUCCCUCCUCCAGAGCCUUGUGUUCUCCCAUGCUGCUCUCUACAUUUAGUCACUUCUCUCUUUUCCACAUGGCAGCAAACAUGUAUGUUCUGUGGAGUUUUUCCACCAGCAUAGUCUCUCUCCUGGGAUGUGAGCAGUUCAUAGCAGUGUAUCUUUCUGCUGGGGUUAUCUCCACUUUUGUCAGUUACGUUGCUAAAAUGGCCACUGGAAGAUUUGAACCAUCCCUUGGAGCUUCGGGAGCUAUAAUGACCGUCCUUGCAGCUGUUUGUACAAAGAUGCCAGAAGCAAAACUAGCCAUCAUCUUUCUGCCAGUGUUCACGUUUACAGCAGGAAGCGCUUUAAAAGCCAUAAUUGCAUUCGACACUGCUGGGCUUGCUCUGGGCUGGAGACUUUUUGACCAUGCUGCACAUCUCGGAGGAGCUCUAUUUGGAAUGUGGUAUGUGACUUACGGCCAUGAGCUUAUAUGGAAGAACAGAGAACCACUGGUGAAAGCCUGGCAUGAAAUGAGGACAAAGAACCCAGGAAAAGGAGGUGGUGGAAGAUCUAACUGAUUCUAGUCCUAGAGGUUACUUGUGCCCAAAUGGUCUACUACUUGAAGACAUGAGAUUGAAAUUGAUUUUGAAGGCUGGCUGUUACUCCACAUUAAGCCUCUCAGGAGCUGAAGUUUCUAAUGUAAACUACAGUUACAAAAAUGCAAAUCCAUAGAAAAUGAACUCUGACAAAGGUGGAACAAUAAAGCUUUAUAUCCUAUUGCUCUUUAAGGUAACAGUGUACAUUAACUUCUUUUUUCAAUUGGGAAUAAGAAAGCUUUCCAGUGAAAUAGCUGGAAGCUCAGUCCAAAAAAAAAAAGACACCUUCAAAAUUUGGCACAACUUGUUAAUACUUAGGAAGAUAAACAGUUGAAAAACUGCAAGGAGUUAAUGGAUCGUCCAUCCCCCUUAACGUCUUCUAGUCAAGACUAGAUGCUCUUAUAAAAGGCAUGCUUUAGACAAACUGGACUCAGCAUAAACCUAAUACAGUAAAGUUCAGUGGUCUUUGUUAUUGAGAAGAUUGGAUGAGGUAAGCCAGUGGUCUCUCCUGAUACUAAACUUGAAAUACAUGAAGCAAUACUGGAUCGUUUGUACAGUUAGCUAAAGCCACACAAUGACUAAUGGUCCAGCUUUAUUCAACUGGCUGGUGCUUUUAGUUUUUUUAUUUCCAUCUGCUUCCAAGACAUCAUCACACCUUGUUGUUAGAUUUUAUCACAAAGGUAUCUCUUUUUCCUAAUUGCAUCCAGUGGAAGAGUGACCUGUACUGUAGUUUUGGGUAUUUUUACCAUGAAUUAUACUGCUUUCUGGAUCUCUUUCA